CAACAAAUAUUGAUGGUCUGGCAUUCUAAAACGCACAGCACUAGUGGGAAUACUACUAUCAGAACCACCGUUCAGGCGGAGCAUCGAUUUCAAUUGACAAACCCUAACAAAAGGGUUCCCUUAUGAGCUGAAAGAAAAUCUCAUUCGUGUGUUUCCCUUCAUUGAUGCGGUGGCAGCUGCGAGUGUUGAAGCAAAUUUGCGGACGUAGUUGUGGUAAUUACCGAAGAGAAAUAGUAUUCAGAUGAAAGAGCCUGGAAAAGUUUGAUGCGUAAAGAACUGGUUCUGGCAAGGAUAUAAUCUGAAAAUCUGCACUUUUCUUGGCUUAACUGUCACAGACAGCAAAUAAAUAAGAGAUUUAUUAGUUGAUGGAACGCCAGGCCCAUGAUUUUGCUGCUUCUGCUAUGGCAUAUGCCCAGCAGCAGCGACAAGCAGUUAACAUGCAACAGCAACAGCAGUUUGGAUUCCAUCCACAGCAGCAGUUCCCUCCGAUGGUGCAUGGUCCUCCUUUUAUGUCCCCACAUCCUUCGCUCCAACAAUUCCCUUAUCCCCACCCAGUGCAGCAGCCUCCACAGCUCCACCAACAUCCUCCUCCCAAUCCUUACCUAAUUCAUCUUCAGCAGCAACAACAGCCACCUUCAGCUUUCCCUGCCCAUUUACCCCCUCACCUUGUUCCUCCCCCUUUCUCUGGUGGUCAGUAUGACUCUGCUCCACCCCCAGCCCCUCCUCCAUCUGAUUCUGAGCUCCAGAAGCGUAUUGACAAACUUGUUGAAUAUGCUACAAAGAAUGGCCCUGAAUUUGAAGUCAUGAUCCGUGAAAAACAACAAGAUAAUCCUGCUUAUGGUUUUCUAUUUGGGGGUGAGGGGCAUGCAUAUUACCGCUACAAGCUUUGGCUAUCAACACAUCCCCCAGGUGGCCCCUUCAAUGCUCCUUUUCCUCCUUCUUCUUUACCUAUGAUUUAUCCCCCUCCAAAUCCUAUGACGAGUCCAUCUCCUUUAAAUGCAUCUCCUAUGAAUGCUGCUGUUGGUGCUUCAGCUUCUAUGAUGGGUGCUCCUCAAAUGCACCAUCCUCCUUUUCCACCAUUCUAUGACCAUCAACAGCACCACCAUACACAUCUUCAGCCCUACGGGAGUCAAGGUCGACCAGAUUAUGACCAGUCAUCCCAACCAUUUAAGGGGCUUUCGGGUCAUCUUCCUUCUGAUAUUGCAAUAGAACUCAAUAAUGUGAUUAACAAUCUCAGUGGUACCAAAGAAUCAAUCAAAGGUGCCAAGAUCUGGUUCAUGCAGAGAUCUCCAUUUGCACACGUUCUGGCCGAGGCUCUUAGAGACAAGAUCUUUGCUUUGGAUGAUUCUGAGAGUCAACUUCACAUAAUUUACCUGGUCAAUGACAUUCUUUUUGACAGUUUGCAAAGGAGGGUCAACCCGCGGGACCUUGAUAACGAGGCCCUGGCAUUUAAACCUGUUUUAGGUUCCAUGCUUGCCAGGAUUUACCAUAACCCUCAAAAUAAAGAGGAGAAUCAGUCACGGUUGCAGAAAAUUCUACAGUUCUGGGGUUCCAAGGAGGUCUAUGAUGAAGACACUAUUUAUGCACUUGAGAGUGAGAUGAUAGGUGGAUCAUCUAUUCAUUCUUUUUCAGGACAUUCUAAAGAUAUAUCUUCUGUUUCUGCAGAGUCGAUGACAACUGCAGGAAUGCUGCAUCAAACAGUAAAACAGAGCGUCUCACAUUGGCAGUCCGAUAAGCACGGUUUUGUUCCGAGUGUUCCAGAUCAUGAGCUUCAUGACAGACAAAUUUCCCCAGCCAUGAUAUCCCUAGCAAAUCAGCCAUUCUUGCCAAAUGUUCCUGGCUCUAUGCCCAUAAAUUCUUCUGUUCAACCAGCAAGUCAACAACCUGCUCUCCAUUUAUUACCAGCACCAAGCACUAAUGCCGGUGAAAAAUUACCCCCUUAUCCAUUGUUCCCACCCGGUCUUAUCCCCGGAAUGGUUAAGAAGAUGCAGAUUGGAAGUGGUGUGCCUUACUCGCCAAUGAGCCCUUUGGACAUCCCAACUAUGAUACCUGCAUCAGAUGUAUCUCCCUCAGAGAUUCUGGAGAGAGUGUCAAAGUUCUUUAAAGAGAUUGGAGAGGUUAACCCUUCGGAAGGACCAAUGAGCUCUGAUUCAAAAGCUGAAGAUGAAGACUAUGACAGAGAACCUCUUGUUCGCAAGGGAGGCGCUUGCAUUCCUCCACCUCUCAACUUGGUUGUUGACCCGGAAACAGGUGCGUAUCCUGAUGGAAGUGUGGAGCAGAAACCAGGAUCAAGUGGAUCAGGAAGAUUGGGACUCGGGGCAACAGCUAAUCCAAAUGAAGUUAGUCAAUACGACGAUGUUUACACUUCAUAUAGAAAACAGAGGAGCACCACCUACCAUUCAUCCAUGAGCACAAGGGCGGCAGCAAGGUAAAACGCCUGGCAUGUUUCACCAAUGGGCAUGGUAAUGUGGAACGUAAAAAUUGUUGAAAUACGUUCUUUCUGCUUUGUUUUUUUACUUUGUAAUUACCUUGGUAGUAUUCCGAGUCCGAAAUGCCAAAUUGGAUAAAUUGUAGUUCCAAACUUGUUGGUUCAUUGUUCUGGUUAAAAUUUACAUUUGAGGGGAGGUUGUUGCAACAAUGAAUGACUGCUGCUCGGAAAUUUCAGCCCGAUUUAUGUU
Messenger RNA from Tripterygium wilfordii, 2678 nucleotides. RefSeq names its product calcium homeostasis endoplasmic reticulum protein-like. Gene Ontology annotation, biological process: intracellular calcium ion homeostasis; RNA processing. Gene Ontology annotation, molecular function: RNA binding. The record is from RefSeq and is a predicted model, not a curated record. The transcript is spliced from 5 exons. Gene Ontology annotation, cellular component: perinuclear region of cytoplasm. The coding region runs from base 366 to 2432 and encodes 688 amino acids. Lineage: Eukaryota; Viridiplantae; Streptophyta; Magnoliopsida; Celastrales; Celastraceae.